UGACGUAUCCAUUUUUCUUCUGCAUGAACCCAGUCAUAAUCCAAAUUAUAUUUUUUAAACCCCCUUUUGUUCUUACUGUUGCACCAACCAUAGCUUUUGAAAUCUCAGACUCAGAGAUAAAAUACAGAACAUCUCUUUCAGAGCUGGGACAUAAACACCUUCAAAGUGCUGAGCUCUGGGAUGUGCUUUACGUUUUAAUUAUUCGUCCCCUGGGCUCCACUGUUUCUUUGGGAGCCACCAACUCCUCCUUUGUCUGGAGUCUCAUCUGUUUUCUCCAUCAAUGGAGGAUAGGACUGGGAGCUCCCUGAGAGCGGGUGCUGUCAUGUUCACCCAUGUAAACCCACUGCUGAACACAGCGUUUGGCACUGAGUAGGAACCAAAUAAAGGUUCGCUGACUGCAUGAGGAAAGCAUAGACAUUAUCCUUGCGUAUCCAGUUAAUCAGACUUAGUUUACUCUUCCUGGGAUCUUGCCCUCAAAUGCUGCUUGCAUGGUCUCUUUCUCCCUUGAAGAGACUUCAUCCGGACAUUGAAUGUGGUCUUCCUUGAACUGGGGCCAGUGGAGCUUGCUCAUGUGGAGGCAGCCGGUGGGGGGGCCUCAGUCAGCUGAGUGAAAGGAGGAAGAUGAAGGCUAAGGUUUAGGUACAGCAAUCCUCCAAUAUAUCCUCCACUCUUGCUGGAAUGGAGAUUAGGCCCAUCACUACCAUGCAUGAACGGCAGCCUCGCUGCCUUCAGGAUUUAAUCAAAAACCCACAGCAUUGCCACCAAGGUUCUCUCAGAGUUCCAAACCCAUAUUCCAGACACAGCACCUAAAUUCCAGAGUCCUCACUGGUUCAUACCAGCUACAGCCCUGGGGACAGGAGAUUCUCCUCUCUCCUUCUGACCUUUUGAGGCAGCAGGGGCAGGCAGACCCACACAUCGGGCCCAGAUCUAUUCUCCAGGCCUCCUUAGCUGUGGGACUGUUGUUAAAUUACUUAAUCUCUUUUUGGCAUCAGUUUGCCCAUCUGAAAAAUGGGGCUCAUAAUAACUUCCUUAGAGCUGCCCAAAGGAGGAGAGAGAAUGUUCAUGGCUGACACGCUGGAAAGAUUAAUGAGUCAUGGUAUUUUAAUCUGCCUAGGGAGUUUCUAUGUAUCCUUCAAAACUUAGCUUGAGGGGUUUCUCUUCCCUGCAAAGACUUUCUUCACUCUCUUUGCUACCAAGGUUCUGCCUCUGCUGUGAGUCUUGUCAGAACGCUUAUUUGUAUUGGGUUGGUGCAAAAGUAAUUGCAGUUUUUGCAAUCAUGUUUAAUGGCAAAAACCACAAUUACUUUUUGCACCAACCUAAUACAUCUGUUCACAUGCCCACCACCUUUUCUAGGCUGUACACCCCUCUUUGAAGAGGGAUGGUGGCUUUUGGUCUUUAUCUUGUUGCCACCUGCUACCUCCUAAUCCACAGAAGGUAUUCCGUUGGUGUGUGACCAGUCAAUAGAUGGAAGACCAUUUUGAUGUUAAAUCCUUUUUUUUAACCACAUAUUAUAUUAAUCCAUUUAUAUGAAAUGUCCAGAAUAGGCAAGUCUAUACAGACAGAAAGUAGAUGAGUAGUUGCCAGGGUGUCAAUGGGUAUGAGGUUUCCUUUUGGGGUGAUGAAAAUGUUAUAAAUUGAUUGGAGUGAUUGGAGUGAUGGUUGCAUUGUGAGAGUCCCAAAAAACAUUAAAUUACAUAUAUGUAAUGCUAUCAUUUUUAAUCUUAUCUUUUUGAUGAUACAGUGGGUGCAAUUGUGUGAGCUACGUGUGUAUGAUGAGAAUCAGGUGGUUGUGGAUCUUCGUCCCGGGAUCCAAAAAGGAGAAGUAAUAGAGAGAAAUAAUAAUACCAUUGGCUUCAGUUAGGCUGAAAUGUGCUUUCUAAGGGGUUAAAAGUAAAGAAUUGUGCUGGUGAAGCGUGUUCUGUGCAAUGGUCAUCUGUUUUUGAGAUUAUCUUCCAAAUAAGGCAAAACCAAGCUUCACUUAGGGAUUGUUUUGAACACAAGACUGGAAGAGAUUCUUUAAUACUACAGUCUGAAACCAGAAAUUUGUGUCUCAUAAAAAUCACGAGAAUUCUCAAAGCCACCAGCCCACUGGAGGUCUCUGAGAGGUGCCUGGGAAUACCAUGAAUCUGACAGGGCUCUUCUCACAGGUUCAGAGUCAAGCAGAAGGCAGCUGGGGUGUGUUGAGAACAGUGUGAGAUUUAAAAUAGUGCCAGGCAACUUGCCCCUGCCAUUAGCUGGAUGACCUUGGGCAAGUCAUUCACCUCAUUGAGCUUCCUGUGUCCUCAUGUAUAAAAUGGGACUAUUCUUGACAGACCCUAAGAGAGACUCUAGGAGGAUUGAAAGAAUCUAAGCACAUGAAAGGGCUUUAUAAAUUUGGAAGUGUUAUACAGAUGAGUGAUUAUACCAUGCAUAAUAAACUAUUUGUAAUUAUACAGUGUUAAGCUGGCUGCGUGUGCUGAGAAGGAGAGCUGAAGGGAGCAGGGCGAUUGCUGUAAUCAACAUUUGGGUGUGUUAUGUCCCCAAAAUGUGAUCAGGGAAACACUAACUUGUUGAGGUGAGCCAUGAAUGACAAAAAAGUGGGGGAGGGUGAGGAAGCAGAUGGGAGAGGAUUUCAUGGUAAAAUAAAUUCAGGAAAAGCAGCAUCUUCCCCCACUACGCAUUAAAAUGUCCAUUAGCAUGUUAAAGGCUCCAAGCUGUUUGUGUAACUUUUUGUUAAACUCAGUGUUUCCCAUGCUGUGAUGCCCCUUUUCCACAUAACACUUGGUAACAUACUCUCUUCUUUCUCAAGGAACUAGUGUUUAGUGUUCCUUGGCAUACUUUGGAAAACAACUUGCAAAGCAAUAAUCAGACAAGUACCUACGGGGCGUUUACUGUGCGCUACAUUAGCCUGACUACUUUGCAUCUUUUAACUACUGUUAAAAGAUCUCCCAGAAAGUCACCGUUCUUAAGUCCAUUUUACAGAUUGGGAACCCAAGGCUCAACAAAAGGAACCAAAGGAAGACUAUAGAGAUGGGGUUAGGGUGAAAAGAACCAUGAAGACAUUUGGGCACUAGUAAGAAGCAAGAGGAAGACAUAGUGCUACCUGGUGAAAGCUGCCGUCAGGGAGGAGCUGUGGCCUUGGCCAGAGCUGCCAGGCCGAAGCAGAGAUGGGGCAAAGAAGAAAUUCUACAACUUCUCUCUCUCUCCCACAUGCGAUCUGUUAGGUGUCUCCCAUUGGCUGAACAAGCAGAAGCCAGCCAGCCCAUGAGGGAGCCCAAUGAUAAAACAUUCAGGGGUCACAGAGCAAGGAAGAAAGAAUGAGUAAUGGAUCCAGGAGUAGGAUGAGAACAGAGGGACAGUGAAUAACCAGAAAAACAAGCAACAUUAAUUAAAAGUCUUUCAUGUGCUUCGCUUGUUUCCAGGGUGUUAGGAAUUCAGACAUGCUACAGACCUAGCUCCUGCCCUUCAAGGAACUCAUAUUCUGGAAAGGAGAGUCCAGCUUGAACAAGUAAAUGCAGCAAGUGUUACAGAGUAACUGUAUCUUAGAAAUUAAGCUGAUACUCAUGAUCCAAAAUAGCAGAUUUCUGGCAGCAAGACUAUAUUCUGUAGAUCAAGGGUCAGCAGAGCCAGAUAGUAAAUAUUUUAGAUUUGUGCUCCAUAAGGUGUCUGUAGUAAAUGCACCACUCUAUAAUCACACAACUGUGCCAUUGUAGUGUAAAAGCAGCCAAAGACAAUAUGUAAAUGAAUGUGCAUGACUAUGUUGUAAUAAAACUUUAUUUACAAAAACAGGUGUUGGCCUGAAUUUGGCCCAUAGUUUGCCAACUCUUGCAAACAGAAAUAAUCUUAAAGAAAUGUCUAAGAGAUACCCAGAACAGGGAUCUGUAGCACUGGUAACUCAUGGUAUGAAACCACAGAACUAUCACUGGAAUUAAUAUGUUAGUCACGAGCAAUUUGUUUAUUGUCUUUUAUGAGAAAAGAGAAGUAGGUUUGGAUGUUAGAGAUUGGGGAAAGGAGAAUAUUUGCUGUGGAAAUGAUUUUUAGCAGAUGGUAGGUACUUUGGGAAAGGUGACUAAACUAGAGCCAUCCUCCUGUCUUACAUCAGCUUACUCAGUACUAGCCCUGUACAAAAAGGAAGUAAAACAGAGCAUAUCUGUAUCAUCAGCUUUCAAUGAUGUUCUUCCAUGGUGCACUGUGACAGCACAUUAGAAGGUGCUGGAGUUUUUAUAUGACUGCUUUGCCGUGAGAUUGAAUAGUGGUUUCAGUUUCCAGUAGGUUUCAUAAGUAUCUCUUUCAGCUGUUAAACUACUUUUAGUAAUGUGCACCCUAGAAAAAGAAAGAAAGAAAUACCCAUUCUGAACAACUGGGUGUCAUGACAGAAAACAGAGCAGAUGGUUUUGUGGACAUGGCACCAAGUGAACUUGUAGCUGGUUACAGCAGGAGGAUAUGUUUAACCCAGAGGAGAGGGCUCUCACCAGGUCUUAUAGUUGAAGCUUUUAAGAGAUUAUUAGUUUACUUUGAAUUGAUUUUUAUUAUUCACCAGAAACCAAAGGUGGCAAGCGAGAAUCUCUACUAAAAUAACUAUACUUGCUAACUUUGGGCCUUUGUUGGGGUUUGGGGUAUCAGAACAGUGAAAUAACAGGCACUGUGAGGCUUUUCCUCCUGUUCUGUUCUCUCCUAGCUGUAUUUCAGAACAUCUUAUCUCAAGAUAGUUGGCCAAAAGGAACCUGUACACAGAACAACCUCAUUUUUCCCAAGUGCCUCUUCGGACCCAGGACACAAUGAUUUUAAAAUUUCUUUUCAGGUGGACGCUCUAAAGAGAGCUGUGCUGUUCAAUAUGGUAGCCACUAGCCACCUGUGACAACUAAGCCCUUGCAAUGUGGCUUGUCCACUUCAAGAGAUGCUAUGUAAAAUACACACUAUAUUUUGAGAGCUUACUAUGAAAAAAUAAUAUAAAUAUGUCACUAGUAAUCUUUUUUUUUCUUUUACUUUUUUUUUUUUUUUUGAGUCUCGCACUGUCACCCAGGCUGGAGUGCAAUGGUGCAAUCUCGGCUCACCGCAACCUCUGCCUCCUGGGUUUAAGUGAUUCUCCUGCCUCAGCCUCCCAAGUAGCUGGGACUACAGGGGAGGACGAGGAAGAAACGAACGUGAUAGUUCUCAGCUACCCCCAGUACUGCCGGUACCGCUCGAUGCUGAAACGCAUCCAGGAUAAGCCAUCUUCCAUUCUAACGGACCAGUUUGCAUUGGCCCUGGGGGGCAUUGCAGUGGUCAGCAGGAACCCUCAGAUCCUGUACUGUCGGGACACCUUUGACCACCCGACUCUCAUAGAAAACGAGAGUAUAUGCGAUGAGUUUGCGCCAAAUCUUAAAGGCAGACCACGCAAAAAGAAACCAUGCCCACAAAGAAGAGAUUCAUUCAGUGGUGUUAAGGAUUCCAACAAUAAUUCCGAUGGCAAAGCCGUUGCCAAGGUGAAAUGUGAGGCCAGGUCAGCCUUGACCAAGCCGAAGAAUAACCAUAACUGUAAAAAAGUCCCAAAUGAAGAAAAACCAAAGGUUGCCAUUGGUGAAGAGUGCAGGGCAGAUGAACAAGCCUUCUUGGUGGCACUUUAUAAAUACAUGAAAGAAAGGAAAACGCCGAUAGAACGAAUACCCUAUUUAGGUUUUAAACAGAUUAACCUUUGGACUAUGUUUCAAGCUGCUCAAAAACUGGGAGGAUAUGAAACAAUAACAGCCCGCCGUCAAUGGAAACAUAUUUAUGAUGAAUUAGGUGGUAAUCCUGGGAGCACCAGCGCUGCCACUUGUACCCGCAGACAUUAUGAAAGAUUAAUCCUACCAUAUGAAAGAUUUAUUAAAGGAGAAGAAGAUAAGCCCCUGCCUCCAAUCAAACCUCGGAAACAGGAGAACAGUUCACAGGAAAAUGAGAAUAAAACAAAAGUAUCUGGAACCAAACGCAUCAAACAUGAAAUACCUAAAAGCAAGAAAGAAAAAGAAAAUGCCCCAAAGCCCCAGGAUGCAGCAGAGGUUUCAUCAGAGCAAGAAAAAGAACAAGAGACUUCAAGCCAGAAAAGCAUCCCUGAGCCUCUCCCAGCAGCAGACAUGAAGAAAAAAAUAGAAGGGUAUCAGGAAUUUUCAGCGAAGCCCCUGGCGUCCAGAGUAGACCCAGAGAAGGACAACGAAACAGACCGAGGUUCCAAUAGUGAGAAGGUGGCAGAGGAGGCGGGAGAGAAGGGGCCCACACCUCCACUCCCAAGUGCUCCUCUGGCCCCAGAAAAAGAUUCAGCUUUAGUCCCUGGGGCCAGCAAACAGCCACUCACCUCUCCUAGUUCCCUGGUGGACUCAAAACAAGAAUCCAAACUGUGCUGUUUUACAGAGAGCCAUGAAAGUGAACCCCAAGAAGCAUCCUUCCCCAGCUUCCCCACCACACAGCCACCGCUGGCAAACCAGAAUGAGACAGAGGAUGACAAACUGCCCGCCAUGGCGGAUUACAUCGCCAACUGCACCGUGAAGGUGGACCAGCUGGGCAGUGACGACAUCCACAAUGCGCUCAAGCAGACCCCAAAGGUCCUUGUGGUCCAGUCGUUUGACAUGUUCAAAGAGAAAGACCUGACUGGGCCCAUGAACGAGAACCAUGGGCUUAAUUACACGCCCCUGCUCUAUUCUAGGGGCAACCCAGGCAUCAUGUCCCCACUGGCCAAGAAAAAGCUUUUGUCCCAAGUGAGUGGGGCCAGCCUCUCCAGCAGCUACCCUUAUGGCUCCCCACCCCCUUUGAUCAGCAAAAAGAAACUGAUUGCUAGGGAUGACUUGUGUUCCAGUUUGUCCCAGGCCCACCAUGGCCAAAGCACUGACCAUAUGGCGGUCAGCCGGCCAUCAGUGAUUCAGCACGUCCAGAGUUUCAGAAGCAAGCCCUCGGAAGAGAGAAAGACCAUCAAUGACAUCUUUAAGCAUGAGAAACUGAGUCGAUCAGAUCCCCACCGCUGCAGCUUCUCCAAGCAUCACCUUAACCCCCUUGCUGACUCCUACGUCCUGAAGCAAGAAAUUCAGGAGGGCAAGGAUAAACUCUUAGAGAAAAGGACCCUCCCCCAUUCCCACAUGCCUAGCUUCCUGGCUGACUUCUACUCGUCCCCUCAUCUCCAUAGCCUCUACAGACACACCGAGCACCAUCUUCAUAAUGAACAGACAUCCAAAUACCCUUCCAGGGACAUGUACAGGGAAUCGGAAAACAGUUCUUUUCCUUCCCACAGACACCAAGAAAAGCUCCAUGUAAAUUAUCUCACGUCCCUGCACCUGCAAGACAAAAAGUUGGCGGCAGCAGAAGCCCCUACGGAUGAUCAGCCUACAGAUCUGAGCCUUCCCAAGAACCCGCACAAACCUACCGGCAAGGUCCUGGGCCUGGCUCACUCCGCCACAGGGCCCCAGGAGAGCAAAGGCAUCUCCCAGUUCCAGGUCUUAGGCAGCCAGAGUCGAGACUGUCACCCUAAAGCCUGUCGGGUAUCACCCAUGACCAUGUCGGGCCCUAAAAAAUACCCUGAAUCGCUUUCAAGAUCAGGAAAACCUCACCAUGUGAGACUGGAGAAUUUCAGGAAGAUGGAAGGCAUGGUCCACCCAAUCCUGCACCGGAAAAUGAGCCCGCAGAACAUUGGGGCGGCGCGGCCGAUCAAGCGCAGCCUGGAGGAUUUGGACCUUGUGAUUGCAGGGAAAAAGGCCCGGGCAGUGUCUCCCUUAGACCCAUCCAAGGAGGUCUCUGGGAAGGAGAAGGCCUCUGAGCAGGAGAGUGAAGGCAGCAAAGCAGCGCACGGUGGGCAUUCCGGGGGCGGAUCAGAAGGCCACAAGCUUCCCCUCUCCUCCCCUAUCUUCCCAGGUCUGUAUUCCGGGAGCCUGUGUAACUCGGGCCUCAACUCCAGGCUCCCGGCUGGGUAUUCUCAUUCUCUGCAGUACUUGAAAAACCAGACUGUGCUUUCUCCACUCAUGCAGCCCCUGGCUUUCCACUCGCUUGUGAUGCAAAGAGGAAUUUUUACAUCACCGACAAAUUCUCAGCAGCUGUACAGACACUUGGCUGCGGCUACACCUGUAGGAAGUUCGUAUGGGGACCUUUUGCAUAACAGCAUUUACCCUUUAGCUGCUAUAAAUCCUCAAGCUGCCUUUCCAUCUUCCCAGCUGUCAUCUGUGCACCCCAGUACAAAACUGUAGGCUCAGCUCUGCCCAGCAGUCCAAAGCAGCAUGGCCAACAGAGCUUCACUCCUUACCCAGGAGUGCUGGCUUAUAGAGUUAGAAGUCAGUAUUUCUUCUAAUCUGAGGCUAUGAUCAGUCCCAGCUGUAGGGGCCCAGAGGGGAGGUGAACAUGCCUGAUUUUUGUGGGACAACUCUAGCCUUGGCUGGUCAGUCUUGACUCCCUUCCAACACAGAUGCCCAGGCACCUCCUGAUCAUUCACUUCGCACGUGGGCCUUGUGAAGGGAUUUGUGAAUAUCCAGGAAGAACUUAGAGGACCCCAUCUGAGUUCAGAUGGUCAGGAAACAAUCUGGGCAAAAAAGAGGCAGGCAUUUCAAAGGAAGGGGCAAGAAAGACUGGCAAACAGAUGCCAAGGGAUGCCCCUCUUUUUCAUAAAACUCUCCAAGCUUCAAUCAAUGCAAUGUAUAGUGAAACUUCAAUAGAUCUUUCAUUUUGACACUAUUAAACAAUCCAGAGAAGUAAACACUGUUAAAUUGACUGUAUAUAUUUGCUUCUUAAAACUACCCGUAUCACUGUUUGCUCACCUAAUUUAUAUACAGGUAGUUCCAUUUUCUCCCAGUUCCUUCUCGUCUUUUUUUUUUUUUUUUUUUUUUUUUUUUUUUGUUAAAUGGUAUUGCUUUUGUUUGCAGGUCUUUUUGUUUUUGUUUUGUUUUGGAGGCUGACUGACUGUCCUAGUUGUUGAUGUGUGUUUGUAAUUUUUCCACAUCUUAUUUUGAGCAGCUUUGGGUGGUAAAGUUAUUGUUUACAAAUUGAAGCAACUGAUUCUAGUGGAACAAAUGAAAAAGAAACAGUCAAGCACACAAUAGUGCAAAGAACGUUCCUUUGUAGAUCCGCAACUUAAGGAUUUUGUUCCUCAUAAAUGGCAUAGUUGAAAGAGCUUAUACACUGCUUACCCAGCCAAAUGCUUUGCUUUGAAGUAUUGGGUUCUGUGAAAAUAUUGAGCAUUGUACUUACCUUAUCUAGGCUGUGAAACUGUCCUACAUACCAGAGGAAUCAUAAAAACAAAAACCUCACUGGCAGCAAGCUGCCGAAUAACAACAGAGUCUAGAGGACAUAUUUGUGGGCUGCACAGAUAUUUUAGGAAUUUCAGAAAUUAGAACAGGAGCCAAAAUGAUUUACAUUGGCGUUGGCACUGAUUCCUUUAAAUGGUCUGGGAAAGGGGGUUGGGAAGAGGAUGGAGCUCAACUCUCCAGAAGAGGAGCAGCUGCAGUCCUGAUAGCUUCUCUAGCCUCGGUCUUUUGAGUGAUAAGUAGUCACGUUGUUUUCAUCCAGUUGGUUUCUUGUCAUUCCCAAGAAGAAUCUCCCAGGCCACAUCUUUGGGGAUAACUGACAUACUGGAUUAGCCUUUUCAAAAGAAAAGUCAUCCUAUUUGGUUUUAUGGGGUGUGAGUUUUGUGUGUACACACACAGAAACAUGUAAGGUGGUUUGGGUCAUGUUUUUAACCACCUGGCAAUACAGUCCACUUUCUGGUUUCUUUUAUUGUUGGAAGUAAAUGGUCAAGCUGCUCAGGCAGUGAAAAGAUGUGGAGAAUGUCCGUUGUCAUUCUUGCCACUGUAUUCCAUUUGCUACUGAGAUGUAACAUUAAGGUGGACACAUUUUCUAACUGUAUUAAUUAAAAGUCAAUGGAUACAGAGAGUGGAUUUUCUCCCCAAGUCCCAUCCCUGCUGAAGACCGCUUGGAUGAACUCCCCAACCCACUGUGCCCCUCCCGCAACACUACCAGUAGACUUUAGACCAUAGUUAACUAAGUCUUUUACCUCUGAGAUACUUAAUUCUGGGAAAAUUGAUGACAAUUUUCAACUUCUAAAUAGGUAACUCGACUGCAAAAUAAUCAAAACUGAUAACAAUGAAACUGCGGCUCUUAAACAAAGCCAUGCAUGCCGUGCAUUUGUAUUGAAAUGUCUCCAUAAUAUGAAGCCAAAUAUUCAAUGUAACAUACUUAAUAUCCAAAGGUGGAAACAAAAGAAUGUAGAGAUCCAGUGUUAAGAGUUCCAUUUGCUUCAAUUAAUUAUUUACCUUCCUGUGGAAUAAUAUAUAUAUAUAUAUAUUUAAUAGAACCAUAGAUAGACUAGUAGAAUUUAGAUUAUAAAUGUGUGAGUGCAGAUUAUCCUGCUAUUGCACAAGCUAGAGGGGGGAAAAAAUCUCAAUUCCAGCUGGCAAGAUGCUAGCCAGGACACAUAAGAAAGUUGCACUAGAUUGAAUGGUCACAGAAUCGGAGGACAUGGAAGAAAAAGGAAACUUCGGUGGUUCUGCAGCAGACAUGGGCUAGAUCAUAUGUGGUUUCUAUGAGUUCGCGUCUCAAAAAAAAAGGAGGGGGUGCAUCUGUCCCCAGUGGAGCUCACCUAUUUGGAAUAUGGGGCAUUUGUUUUUUCCACUGCAAUGAUUUCAGUCUGGUUUCAUCAUGUUGGAAUUCGAUCACACCAUUUUCAAACAAUGUUAACAUAGUCCAGCUUUUGUUUUUCUCAUCUCUUCCGAGAGGAGACUCACUGUUUCUGUCUGAGGAAGCUCAUACCCUCGGCAAAACAUCAGGACAAAUAAAGAGAAAUGGGGGUAUGCAUUCCCAACAGAAGCAGUGUGUUAUUUGUUUUAAAACUCUGAACAGAGAUCUUGGAAAACUUUCAAAAAGACCAUUGAAUUCUUCACUGGCUGAGAACGACAUUUUAAAAUGUCUUAAAUAAGGCUUUGUUUGCAUUGUUUGAGUUCAAGGGGCCUUAUUAUUGAAUGGAAUUGCACAAGCCUUUCUUUGUGCAAUCAAACCAUUGUUAUUGGUAGUUCUGUAAAGGAAACUGUGGAAUCGAAUUGGCAGUGGAGUCAUAAAUCUAUUUACUGAGUGUGGCUUCCAAGAAAUGUUGCAAUUCAAAAUGCACUAAGUCUGUGAUUUAUUGGAGAUUUGGAGAUUCUAAGUAAUAUUUUUAAAAAACUUUUCCACGCAACUUCUGGUUUAAUGUUUGGCAACUCCACAUGAUAAAAAAAUAAAAACAGCCCAACCGAGUUUCGGAAUUAAGUAUUCUUCUAGUAAGUGAUUCAAACUUGUAAUAUUUGCCACAGGACUGACUUAUUUAUUUACUAGCUAGAAGCUCUUAAGUUCACUUGUUUAUCAGGGCAUAUACAGAAGGGUUUGUUAAAACUCAAUGUUAACUUUACAACUUUCUGACCUGGUGCAUGAAUUCUCAAGUACUGUAUUUCACUGUGUUGGUGUGUCUGAUGGAAAUUUCGAGGUGGUCCCACAAAAAUAUUUUAUGUAGUGUGCCUUCAAAGAGAACCAUUUAUUUCUCUUCACUUAUCGUCCCACAAAGUCACAUUUGGUGGUGGUCAGCCAAGUCGCAUCUGGUCUAGUUUUACUCUUGUCCCAAUUUUAAAGAGAAAUGGGAAUGAGUUUGCCCUGGUGAGACCCACACCAUUGCAAUGAUUAUCUUGAGCACUUAAAGUCCAGUGUUGGCUGUUAGUGUAUUUGAUAUUCUGCCUGUCUCCUCAUGGUUGAAAUAUGUCUGAAGAAUAGCAGCAUAAUCUCUUGGCUGUUUAUACUUUUUUAAACUUUCCUGUGUUGUAAAUAUUGUAUACUUUUGGUGAUUCCAGCUAUGUAACCUCUAUGCUCUGUAAGGUGAUUAUUUGUAUAUAGCAACAUGGCCCAGUGAUAUUAUAUAGUUUCCCAAUGGAGAGGUUAUUGAGUAACCUUUGCAUUAGUUUAAACACUACCAGAAGAAUGCUGAGCCAACUAUAAACACUCAAUUUUGUAUGUUUUCCAAAUUGUACUUAUUACUGCUUUUGAUACUGUAUUACGUGCCAAUAGUUUCCCAAUCACAUAGCAGGCAAGAGAUAUUUUGUACUUUUUGAUCCACUGUAAUAUUUAAUAAAAAAUGUUACUAUCUGUUUC
This is a messenger RNA of Pongo pygmaeus (Bornean orangutan), 12075 nucleotides long. RefSeq names its product AT-rich interaction domain 5B (gene ARID5B). Gene Ontology annotation, biological process: regulation of transcription by RNA polymerase II. Bases 4935 to 8162 code for a protein of 1075 amino acids. Lineage: Eukaryota; Metazoa; Chordata; Mammalia; Primates; Hominidae. Gene Ontology annotation, molecular function: transcription cis-regulatory region binding. The record is from RefSeq and is a predicted model, not a curated record. Gene Ontology annotation, cellular component: nucleus. The transcript is spliced from 8 exons.